This is a messenger RNA of Gadus morhua (Atlantic cod), 4109 nucleotides long. Its product is annotated as terminal nucleotidyltransferase 5A. Gene Ontology annotation, biological process: mRNA stabilization. NCBI's taxonomy places the organism in Eukaryota, Metazoa, Chordata, Actinopteri, Gadiformes, Gadidae. The coding region runs from base 620 to 1870 and encodes 416 amino acids. The transcript has 3 exons. The record is from RefSeq and is a predicted model, not a curated record. Gene Ontology annotation, molecular function: RNA binding; poly(A) RNA polymerase activity.
CUCUGGCUCGGGGCUCCUAGUUUUCACAACUUCUCCAGCAGCUGUGCAGCGGGACUUCUGUGGCAUUGUACAAUGCCAACCCUCGAAAAAAGAAUCCAAAAUCAGCAGCAGCAGCGGAGAAGGACGCGCGCGGACGGCGGUGCGUAAAAUCGACACUUUCUCCGACGAAAAAAAAAGGAACGGCUACUUUUCGGAAUGCGUGUUCUUUUUUGAACUCCUGUCAAUGUUGGUGGAUGCAUGCUGUGGACGUGCCAUGUUUUGAACGGGUCAGAAAAUAACGGACACCCAGCAGAUGCGAGUGAGUUAUCCUCAAGGCUUUGAAUAGCUGAUGAAUCGAAUUAGUCUAGCCUAGCAGACUUUAUGUAAGAAGUAGGACUACACUAUCUCUGGCUACGCGUGUCCACAGUGCACGUCCUAGUUUCUGCAGAAAUACCAUUUUGCACGGAAUCGUAUCAUGUUGGCGACUAGAAGCGACCGUAAAUCGCCGAUUUAGAGCACAGGCCCCAGCAGUCAUCUGAAGGGGCUGCACGGACACUGACCCCUCGACCAAAGCACGAGAAAUCACUCGAUAUAAACGUGUAUGUUUACAUUGAACAACUAAUAUCUACCUCCCGGCAAGAUGGACGAGCCCGCGGACUCGCCGCCUCCUGUGGACAGUUGCUUAGACAGAGACAGCCUCAACCUCAGCGUCCUAAACUGGGACCAGGUGCAGCGGCUGGACGCCAUACUCACCAGCUCCAUUCCCAUCCACGGGCGAUGGAACUUCCCCACGCUGGAGAUGAAACCGAGGGACAUCGUCAAGGUGGUCCGGUGUCGCAUGGAGGAGAAGCGGAUACAUGUGCGGGAGGUGCGGUUGAACGGCUCCGCCGCCAGCCACGUCCUGCAUGAGGACAGCGGUUUGGGCUGGAAGGACCUGGACUUGAUAUUUUGUGCCGAUCUGAAAGGGGAGUUGGAGUUUCAAAUCGUGAAGGAUAUCGUUCUUGAUGCAUUGCUGGACUUUCUGCCGGAAGGAGUGAAUAAGGAGAAGAUCACACCAGUCACCUUAAAGGAGGCCUAUGUCCAGAAGAUGGUGAAGGUGUGCAACGACUCAGACCGCUGGAGCCUCAUCUCCCUCUCCAACAACCGCGGCAAGAACGUGGAGCUCAAGUUCGUCGACUCCCUGCGGCGGCAGUUCGAGUUCAGCGUGGACUCCUUCCAGAUCCGCCUGGACUCCCUGCUGCUCUUCUACGAGUGCUCCGAGCACCCCAUGGCCGCCACCUUCCACCCCACCAUCCUGGGCGAGAGCGUGUACGGCGACUUCCCCGCCGCCCUGGACCACCUGCGCCGGCGGCUCAUCUGCACGCGCAGCCCCGAGGAGAUCCGCGGCGGGGGGCUCCUCAAGUACUGCCACCUGCUGGUGCGGGGGUUCCGCGCGGCCUGCGCGGCGGAGAUGAAGCUGCUGCAGCGCUACAUGUGCUCGCGCUUCUUCAUCGACUUCUCGGACAUCGGCGAGCAGCGGCGCAAGCUGGAGUCCUACCUGCAGAACCACUUUGUGGGCCUGGAGGACCGCAAGUACGACUACCUGGCCACGCUGUACGAGGUGGUGCGCGAGAGCACCGUGUGCCUCAUGGGCCACGAGCGGCGGCAGACGCUGAGCCUCAUCUCGUCGCUGGCGCUGCGCGUGCUCGCCGAGCAGAACGCCAUCCCCAACGCGGCCAACGUCACCUGCUUCUACCAGCCGGCGCCGUACGUGGCCGACGGCAACUUCAGCAACUACUACGUGGCGCAGGUGCAGCCGGUGUACUCGUGUCCGCCCUCGCCGUCACGCCACUACCACCCGCCGCCGUAUCACCCCGUGUACCAGCAGGCCACCUGGCUGCCCUGCAACUAAAAAAAAAGGCCAAAAAUGUUGUUUGUCCCGUGUUCUGCUUGUGCUGCCGUCGCUGCUGCUGCUGCUCGCCGCUGCCGCUGUAGUCGUCGUUGUCCAUGGUGGCUCCCCCUGACGUUUUUGCGAUGAUGAGGAAGAGUUUCUUUCUCUGAGGAGUUCCGGGGGGAAAUGGGAGAACAGAGGAUGGAAAGGGGAGACACUGCAUCAAGGUCCCCCCGACGCGGAGAAAGGCUUUUCUCCCCGGGGGGGAAAGGGGAUUGUUGUCAGAGUGGGUGGUGGGAGCGUGAGUGUCAGAUAUUGCCCUCAGUCCGGUGAACAUGAUAAUGACCCUCAUAGCCUCGUUCUAUUAAAUACACAGUGUUACAGAAUGUCUGAGCUACCAGCAAUACCGGACACGGUGGUUUUCAAUCUAUGCUGAAAACCAAGACUUAAAAUUUUGUACAAAGAGCGCAUCAAAAAAACAAUCUACGGUCGACGAUCACAGCGAUCCGCGAGGUCGAUUGCGAACCACGAGUGGAAAUAGAGAAGUGGGAGGCACUCUACAUGAGAAGCGGAACCCCCCCCCCCCGCAGCAGACGGACAUUGUCGGCCAUGUUUAUCCGAUGUCAUCGCAACGGACAAAAGCACGCUUCAUCACUGUACAGAAAUAACUUUCUCUUGAGGAAAAAAGUGCCUAGAUAAAAAAAAAGAAAUCCUACAGAUUUUAGAGGACUAUAGAGCUGUUUUAGGGGCCGAUCUCACCGAACGCUUUUUUGUAAUAGCUGGGGCGGGGCUGUAUAGUCUUUGUCCCCCUUGGUUCUCAUUGUUCUCAUUGAACCAAGCACGGUUCCCAAUGAGAACAAUGGCUAAGUGUCUCACUGUUUUCUAAUACGAGCUACACGCUUUUUUGGCCGCGCGCAGCUGCACGCAUCCCAAAUUGAAAACAUUUAAACUCUGGAGCCCGUCCUCAUUGUAGGUUUCGGGGUGUACAUGUUUCCUGGUUUCCUUGCAACAGUAAAGAGGUACAUCUUCCUGCUGUACAUUUUCUAGGCUAAUUCUAACAAAUGCAGUGCAGUACGCCUUGUGUUUCACAGCCUGCAAAGUUUUUUUUUCGGUGGGCUCAGCUCCUAAGGGACCUGUGUGGGCUACGCUGUUAAUGAAUGUAUUUUGGACCAAAGAGUGUCAAUACUGAGAUAGAUCUCUUAUACUAAGGGCAAAGGCUUAAGGAGCAACCGAGUAGAUCCGGACCAAUGCAAAACCAGCUGGAAGGGCAGGGAGGUUGAUGAGUGAGUGAGUGUGUGUGUGUGUGUGUGUGUGUGUGUGUGUGUGUGUGUGUGUGUGUGUGUGUGUGUGUGUGUGUGUGUGUGUGUGUGUGUGUGUGUGUGUGUGUGUGUGUGUGAGAUAAGAACGAAGAAGGACAAAAAGGAGAGGGAGGUGAGAGACUUGCCAAACCCCGCAACACACAUCACCAGAGUUGGUCUCCAUGGUUAUGUGGCGCUAAUACAAACGGCAUGUUUGUCAGAGGCGUGGAGGUUGCAUUGUGUAUACACACACAGGUAAUGUAUGUCUAAGUAGAUAUUGAUAGGCCUGAAGUGAGGACAUACAACUUGUAGUCAUACAGGCUGGUAUCCCCCCCACCCCCACCCAGAAGAAAACUCUGACGUUGGAACACAAAAGAAACAUUAGUUCUUUGUGUGUUUUUAACUUGUAUUUUUCUUUGAGAUACGGGGGAUUGGGGCUUGACGGGCAGCUGGUUGUGCUCUGACUAAACACAGAAAAGUAAUGUCCAUUUGUGGAAAUAGAGAUAAGGAUAAUCGCAGUAUAUGCAGGGAAUGGGAAAAAUCUAAACCAAGGGUGGACUACAGCAUGUUUCAACUCUUGGAUGGGGAAUUUGAGUUUCAGAAGUUCCUCGAACCAAACCUCUCGUCAGAUAUCCUAUUUUUCUAUUGACCUCUAUUUUUGUACAGUUUGUGUCUGGCCGCGGCCAUAGGGAGACUAGUGAGGUUGAGUUGUCGAGUAUAAAGAGUAUUUUUGUGAGAUUUUCUAUGAUACUACACUGUUGAAGAGCAGUGGCUGCGACUGGGCGUGAUACUUGAUGUGUUUUCAGCUGUGUCAGAUGUUUUUUUUUUUCAUUGCUCAAAAGAGAUUGUGUCACUUUUCUGUUCAGAGGUUUGAAUGCCACACGUGUGGGACCUAAUUAUUACUGGAGAGUAUUGUCUUAAGAUGAAUGGAGUAAUAAUAAUAAAAACACAACCAAACAUUU